Messenger RNA from Eubalaena glacialis (North Atlantic right whale), 1265 nucleotides. It is a transcript of the gene BLOC1S2, whose product is annotated as biogenesis of lysosomal organelles complex 1 subunit 2. Gene Ontology annotation, cellular component: BORC complex; gamma-tubulin complex; BLOC-1 complex. The coding region runs from base 1 to 471 and encodes 156 amino acids. The transcript has 5 exons. Gene Ontology annotation, biological process: lysosome localization; endosomal transport. The record is from RefSeq and is a predicted model, not a curated record. Lineage: Eukaryota; Metazoa; Chordata; Mammalia; Artiodactyla; Balaenidae. Gene Ontology annotation, molecular function: gamma-tubulin binding.
AUGCGCAGGCAUCCCAGAACCAGAAGCAGCGCGGGGCCGGGCAUGGCGGCGGCGGCCGAGGGUGUCCCAGAGACCCACCGCGAGGAGCCCGCUCGGGAUGAUGCCGCCGUGGAGACCGCUGAGGAAGCAAAGGAGCCCGCUGAGGCUGACAUCACUGAGCUCUGCCGGGACAUGUUCUCCAAGAUGGCAACUUACCUGACUGGGGAACUGACGGCCACCAGUGAAGACUAUAAGCUUCUGGAAAAUAUGAAUAAACUAACCAGCCUGAAGUAUCUUGAAAUGAAAGAUAUUGCUGUAAACAUCAGUAGAAACUUAAAGGACUUAAACCAGAAGUAUGCUGGACUACAGCCUUAUCUGGAUCAGAUCAAUGUAAUUGAGGAGCAGGUAGCAGCUCUUGAGCAGGCAGCCUACAAGUUGGAUGCGUAUUCAAAAAAACUGGAAGCCAAAUACAAGAAGCUGGAGAAGCGAUGAAAAACUUAUUCCUAUGGGACAAAGUCUUUUUUAAUGUGGGAAGAAUGUUUUAUAAGACCUGAAUCUUGAGGCUGAUGAAUUGUCAAAACUCCUCAAAAGGCAACUAUGCUGGUCGUCCCAGAAACUUCGCAACAUUGGAGUAAACUGGAGGACUCUGGCUACUCCUGGAAGAACUUCUUCUGAGGCAGAAUCCCUCAAAAACUCACGCUUAUAACUCCUUACCUUUUACUUGAAUGCUUCAUCAUCCAUUCAGGACAGAGACUCUCUCAAAGUUUGCAUAAACCUGGACUUGCCAGUAGAAUCAAACAAGCGGGCCUGUUUUCCCUGGUAGCAGUUGAUUACUACGUUAUUUUCUUAAAUGGUUUGUUUUUGAGUUACUGUGUAAAUGGUGGUUUUUUUCUAUUAAGGAUAUAAUGUAUUGCUAACAAGAUUCUAAAUUUAAAAAGGAAAACAAAACAGUCUUGUUCUUGACAGUUUGUCACCUUGUGAAUGUCAGUAAUUUACUUUUCCAUAACAUUGCAAAUAACAGAAAAUCUUAAAACAAUUUCAGGCCAAGUCUUCUAGACUGAACAGAAACAGUGAAAGGAGUGUUGUUGCGAUAGUUUGGUGUAUGUGAUGGGCCCCUCCUGUCUCUUCUCUGUAUGAGUCAGAUGGCUGGGGAUGGAUAUCAUCUUGGCAUGUGCUCCCUUUUGGAAAUAUAAGGACAGGAUGUGUACGUGUGUGUACGUGUUAGGUGGGGAGGUGGGGCUGCCACUCGGGCUGCUACUCAUUAAAUAAAGCAUUUUUAUAAAAUA